Lentinula edodes (shiitake mushroom) is the source of this 804-nucleotide messenger RNA. RefSeq names its product alpha/beta hydrolase-like protein. Bases 256 to 768 code for a protein of 170 amino acids. The record is from RefSeq and is a predicted model, not a curated record. Lineage: Eukaryota; Fungi; Basidiomycota; Agaricomycetes; Agaricales; Omphalotaceae. The transcript is spliced from 5 exons. Gene Ontology annotation, molecular function: epoxide hydrolase activity.
CUCGAGGGCUCUCAUCGCGUCUCAAAUAAUCUCACACUCGGAGGUCCUCAUUUGAAUUUGAUGAACCUCAAAUUUCGAAAUAUCAAUAUUCAGGUGGCGUAGGUAGCUUACUAAGGGUCUCGAAAAUCGCAUAAUUCUUGUAUGCGUUCUGCUAUAUCCUCAUCGAUGACGUCUAUAGUGGUAAUAUAUAAAGCUUAGAGUUUGGACGUGGUCUUCACUAUCCAUCUGUCUCAAUCAAGAAAUUUCCUUCCGGAUAUGUCUGGAACUCGUGUACACACUAUCAACGUCAAUGGAGUGGAAAUUUUCUAUCGCGAAGCGGGAAAGGCAAAUGCACCCGUUGUGCUGCUGCUUCACGGUUUCCCGUCCUCGUCCUUUCAGUAUCGGAACUUGAUCACUAAAUUGGAAGGAAAGUACCGUGUUAUUGCGCCUGAUCUUCCUGGUUUCGGUUUUACCAAGGUUCCCGAUGCUCUCAAGUACCUGUACACGUUUGACAACAUUGCAAAAACGAUUGAGGCAUUUGUCGAUGUCUUGAACUUGAAAAAAUAUGCUAUAUACAUCUUCGAUUACGGUGCACCGACGGGAUUGAGAUUAGCUCUCUCCCGUCCUUCUGCUAUAACAGCAAUCAUUUCACAGAAUGGAAACGCUUUUGAAGUUGGCUUAGGCGAGUUUUGGAACGGCAUUCGUAAAUACUGGAAUGAUCCUACCCCGGAUAACCGUAAAUCUCUUGUGUGGCUAACCAAGUUCGAGGCAACGAAAUUCCAGGUUUGAUUCCAUUUCGUUCAUCUAUACACCACUUUGUCACCC